Molecule: messenger RNA, 2853 nt
Organism: Pediculus humanus corporis (human body louse)
Lineage: Eukaryota; Metazoa; Arthropoda; Insecta; Psocodea; Pediculidae
Exons: 11
Coding region: 1-2853 (950 amino acids)
Biological process (GO): cilium assembly
Cellular component (GO): MKS complex
Molecular function (GO): protein binding
Source: RefSeq, a predicted model, not a curated record
AUGGCUGAAUGUCAUAUUAUUGGUCAAAUAAUUGGAGCCAGUGAUUUUCCCCAAAAGUCUUUAUAUUGCAAGUGGAGUACCCAUUUCGGUCCAAGUUGGAAAGUAAUAUCUGGACUUUUGGAGGGACAAACACAACUUGAUACACCUGAAUUUGAUGAAAAAACUUAUUGGUGCCAUCCUAUUGACAUCCAUUUGGCUACUAAAGGAGUUCAAGGUUGGCCAAAAUUUCAUAUCGAAGUGUAUCAUCAAGAUCAAUUUGGAAGAAAUGAAUUGUUUGGAUAUGGGUUUUUACACUUACCAACUUCACCAGGAACUCAUCAUUUAACAUGUGUUACAUGGAGACCUACUGGUUCCUUAAGUGAAGAAAUUAAGCGAUUCUUUUUAGGGGGUGGUUUGCAACUUAAAAAACCUGACACUAUUUACAGUGGAGUUGAUCGUAAUAAAUUACAGACUGAAUCAAUGGGAAAAGUUUACAUUGAAAUUGUAAACAGUGAAACAAAUGAAUCACUGUCUUUCAUGUUUUUGAAUUCUUCACUCUGUCAAAAUGAAACUUGUUUUGGAGAUAACUUUAAUUAUAAUGAAAGUUAUGAUAAUGAAUUAAAAUUUUCAGAGUCAGGAAAAAAUUUAAAUGAAUCUGUAAUUAUUUCAAAAAGUAAGGAAAAUUUUUUAAAUUCAACUCAAAGUUUUGAUCACCUUCCAGAAUUUCAAGUGCCAACAGAAAAUGGUGCGGAAAAAAACAAUGCAUCAAAAUUAGAAAUUGAUUAUUAUGUAAAUGAUACUGAAUUAAGCAUGUCAUUUAGCAACACUGAAACUACAAUGUUUCAAGAUGUGUAUAAUAAUUCUCAAAAUCCCUUUUAUAAUAGUUCUUCCAGUACUGAUUUUUCAUUUUUUAAAGUUAUUCAAAAUGAAGAUAUUUGCUUUUGUGAUAUUUAUGCUAAUCAAUGUGACAUAAAUUGUUGCUGUGAUCCUGACUGUUCCGAUAAGCAUUGGGGCAUUUUCACAAAAUGUUUGAAUGAAAAUCAUCUUGAUAAUAAUCUAUUAAAAUGCUUUAAGAAAACAAAAAUUCUUGGAAAAGGUAUUGGAUCAACUUGCACAUCAAAAAUUAACAUUAGGUACUUAAUUGAUGCAACAUCUGAAUGCUCUUUCCAAAAUUUUCAUGAAUUUGAAUGUGGGUUACUCAUAUACAUUUGUAAAAAACCCAAUAAUUGUUUUAAAAUUCCUGAUAAAGAAAUUCAGAAAUUGAAUUUAAGUUGCAUCGAUGCAGUGUCUACAAUAAAAUAUGUGUUUUGGCAUAAUGGGACUGAAGGAAUUAAAAAGGUUGAAGUUUUCCUUUGGCCGAGAGAUGUGUCUUCUUCAUUACAUGUUAAUCUUAUACAUUCCGAAGUAAAGUUUCAAUGGAUAUCAUCUACCGAUAAUAUUUUUGAAAGAAGCGGAAGUCCAGGAUACAUGACUGGAAAACCGGUUUUGUCCGGAAGAAAAAUUGUCGUAGUCGAUGACGCUGAAAAACAAAAAGAAAUCAUAAAAUUAAGUUUAAAAUCAGAUAAUUGGUUAAAUGUAUUAGGAUCAGUGAGAGGACUUUGUUCUUCGGAAAAGAAAAUCCCUGUGAACUUUAAAGAAAAUGCCGUAUACUCAUGCUUAUUACCGUUGCAAAAAAAAAAUUUUAGUAGCAAAGAGAGUUGUAAAGAUUUACAAAAUCGCAUUUUCGAAUUGCUCAUUGGAAACGAAUUGAAAAAUGCAACGGCGAGCAAUUUUUUCAAUAGAUUUGUGGGUACAUUUGGCAAUUCAAGAAUACAAAAUAUCGAAGAUUGGGUUCAGAUUUUAAUAGACUUAUCUCAAAUUACAACAAGUCACAUAGAUUUUAAAGUCGGUUUUAAUAUGUUAACUUGCAAUAAUAUUAUUUCAAGUUUGUUAAUUAACGUUGCUUACUCAAAUGUCGGAUCAGUCAUUUAUCCCCAGGCUAAAAUUUUAGGAGUUUCUUUUCAAUUAGGAAAACAUGGGGAUUUCGUUUAUUUUUGCUCAACUUUAAAUUGCGAAAAUGCUAGUCAUUAUCAGUAUUUUAAAUUGUCGAGUUCAGUUAAUUUUAUUGAUGUAUCCGAACCACCUAAAGACAUGUUUGCUGAUCCAGUUGGGAUUGGGAUAUUCUAUUGUGCCCUACCUGCUGUACCAAAAGUUGCUUCUAUGAAAAAAUUAAAAAUUUUAAUCAUUAUGGAUAAUAUGCCUCCGGGAUUGGCAGAGAAAAGUCAAAUUGGAGGAGGAAUAACAAAUGGAUCCUCAUUUAGGCGAUCUUCCAUGCGCCCCAUGUCCACCAGCACUUCGUUAGAUGGUUCUUUACCGAUUAGUCCAACUUCCAAUUUUCAUACAGUUGUAGUGGUGGUUCAUAAGGAUGAAAACGGUUAUGGCAUGAAUGUUUCUGGGGAUAAUCCAGUAUAUGUUCAGUCUGUUAAAGAAGGUGGAGCGGCUGAAAAGGCUGGAUUACACUGUGGUGAUAUGAUAAUCAAAGUAAACGGGGUAAAUGUAACACAAUCCACACACCUACAAGUUGUUAGUCUAAUAAAAGCUUCUUCGGUUGUCGAACUUACCGUUCGUCAAAACUGUAGAAAUCUUCUGCCUAGAGGUAGUAUCGUUACCGCAACUUCGUCAUUUCAUUUGAGACCUCUUCAUUCACAUUCGUCUGCUAUGAGAGCUUCCGACAGGAUCACUGGACCUCAACCUGUAGAUGUGGAUAAAUUGCGUCAAUUGGAAUCUCAAAGAGUUCAUACUUUUCGUUUAAUGUUGGAAAAGGAACAAUUGUAUUAUUAUUGUAACAGUAUAACAUGUCUCAGAGAAUUAAAAUUUUAUAAAGAGAAUGGCUAA